Messenger RNA from Dreissena polymorpha, 1630 nucleotides. RefSeq names its product protein quiver-like. The coding region runs from base 796 to 1254 and encodes 152 amino acids. Gene Ontology annotation, biological process: positive regulation of voltage-gated potassium channel activity; regulation of synaptic transmission, cholinergic; sleep. The record is from RefSeq and is a predicted model, not a curated record. NCBI's taxonomy places the organism in Eukaryota, Metazoa, Mollusca, Bivalvia, Myida, Dreissenidae. The transcript has 4 exons.
UUCUAGUUUAGUAAAUACUGGUCGAUCUAUUUUUGUAAUACUUAGAACAUCAGGUAAAACCUGUAUGGAAUACUUAAAAGUGAUAACUGUACGUUAUUGAAGCCAAAGCGAUUGUCAGGUUUGCGACAAGAUAUAAGACAUAUCCAGCAGCGCUAGGCUAGACGAAACUAUAAUCAUCAUAGCUGUGACGGGGUGAUGUGUACCUGGAGGAAAGCCGUUCAUAUGCCACAACCGUCUGUAUUUAUCUCUCGGUGUGGGUAAUUACUGAACACGAAGUUUAUGUAACGGCAUGUAUCUCGAAGGUUAAUGGUAGAAUGGCUAAUUAAAAGUAUAGACCAGAAUGCCUGGUCAUUUGUUUUCGCGUGAAUGUACCCGUGAUUAAGAUGCGUGCUUGAGUCUGGAAAACGGAAAUUGGGUAUUAGCCUCUCGCAAAUGCGUCGUUUCUGUGCUGGAUUGACGAUCGGGGCUCAGCGAUAAUUUCAUUUUUUGUGUAUAUAAUUAACUACUAUAUGAGCAUUAUGCGUGCAUAAUGGUGCAAUGCUAUGAGGCGCGUGUGUACCUUGUGUGCGGUGCUAAAAGAGUGUCAAGUUGAAAUGAAAUCGUGAAUCAGAGAUCCAUUCUGAAACAGCCUGGACUAUUUUGCAAAUGGAAACUUGAUGAACAUUAUUUUGAUCGUUUUUCAUAACAUUUUUAACGACCAAAGAUUUCCAUUUUAUACUUCGUAAACGGGAAUACUGUUGUUACUAAAGUAGUGCGCAUUUGUACAACUUUUAUGAAUAACAUUGUGACAUAAACAUGGAGGUUCGCGUCGUCGUUAUAGCAACCAUAGCGUUUUUGAUGGGCGUAUCUAUGGAGGAGGCAAAGGGUCAAGAUGAAGACUACUCCGAUCCAAUCAAAUGCUUUUAUUGCUUCGGACUUGCUGAAAACAGCUCCUGCGCCGACCCUGUGGAUCCCAAGGUCGAUAAGGACAAGUCCCUUCAAGUGAUCGAAUGCGAAAGCGGUAUCUGUCUGAAGUGGACACAUUAUUAUGAACGCCAACUAUAUAUGCACAGGACCUGCUCCCAUCGUCUGCCAGAUUUCAAAAUAAUCAUGAUCAAUGGCGUCUGCAGAUCGGAGCGAACUGGCAACGGAAACCUCUGUAUGUGCAGCAAGAAUUUGUGCAACGCCGCCGGAACAAACUAUAGUAAUCGCUGUGUGCUAUUGAUCCUAUUGUUGCCUGUUUUGAGACAGAUAUUUCAGGCCAAAAUAGAUUAACCGCUGUGACCCACAACUAUGCGGACUGUUUGAACAAUUGAACAAUUUCCAGGGCACUGAGUGCUCGGCCACCCUCCAGAAAUUAUCUGUCCACAUCAAUCAAACGUAUGCAAUUAAUUGUAUAAAUGCGAUGCCGCGUCGCCGAAACUCUUCGUUUUGAGUAUGUCAUAUCGUCAGAGUAAAUAAUUUGUAUUAAGACAUUUAAGACAUUUGUAUUCAUGUAAAUAAAAGAUGCUGAAAGACCUGAUCAGGUUCAUGAAGAAUGUUGACGAUUGCAUUAAAAAUAGCUACUUUUUAUACUGAGUAACAGCAACAGCAGGCUGGUCUGACGCUAAGCUUACCGUUCAUGACUUGAGACCAUCUUCCGACGCUGCAG